AUGUCAAAUAUAUAUUUAAAAAAUUCCUUAUAUCGAGGGCGGAGCCUGACCGCGACCGAAGAUGGCUGCUUAGUCCGGCAGCUCUCUCUCCCCCGUGACCGCAAUCCGCCACCAUCAGCUACCUCGGCCGGGAAACGACCGGCGAAACAGGCGACCCAGCCCUCACAGACCCAGGCACGCUCUCCCCCAUGCGAGGAGGAAAGAAAAAACAGGAGAAGACCCCCUCAGUGGCAUCCAUAUUCUGCCCGCGGAGCGCGCCAAAUCCGCCAUCUUGCCGCUCAGACAUGGAGGGCUCUGACAAGGAGACUACACACAACAGGUACCUGA
This is a messenger RNA of Pelobates cultripes (western spadefoot toad), 327 nucleotides long. NCBI's taxonomy places the organism in Eukaryota, Metazoa, Chordata, Amphibia, Anura, Pelobatidae. The record is from the annotation of a GenBank genome assembly.